AUGUGGAGAGUUCUUCGCAAUAUUGUCCCAACUCGGAAACGUUUGUGGAACAAAGGGGUUAAUUGCUCUCCGUUUUGUCCUCGUUGUGUUGGGGUGGAAGAAACCUUGGACCAUCUGCUUCGAGAUUGUCCCUGGGCCAAGCAGGCGUGGUUUAGUUCCAUUAUGGGAAUUGUUUGGGAGGAUAAUCCAGUGGGAUCUUUUGUGAACUGGUUUCUGGAGCUCAUUGAGACUACACCCCGUGAGGUGGUGGAAGGUGUGUGUGCGGUGGCGUAUGCUAUUUGGAGGGCUCGAAACAGGCUAUGCUUUGAUAAUAAAGAUAGUGUGGUGACUGAUGUAGCGUUGUUUGCAAUCCAGGAGCUUCAUGAGUACAAAUGCAAACAACAGCAGCUGGGUGGGCACGCUCAAGCCUCUGCUUCACCGCCUUCCUCUCGCAUCUGGUGCCCACCGCCGUCGGGGUAUUAUAAGUUAAAUGUUGAUGCGGCGGGAGCUGACAACGAUUGGGGCCUGGCAGCUGUGAUCAGGGAUGAUAGAGGGAUGGUCGUGGCCGCAUGUUGCAAGCAGGAUAAGCGCGCGUGGUCACCGGAGAUGGCAGAAACGGCUGGCCUUGUAUUGGGUGUGAAGCUGGCUCGGGAUUUGGGUCUUUGGAGCCUUUGUGCUGAAGCUGAUUGUCAGACUGUGAUUCUGAAGGUGCAAACAAGGGGAGCAUGUGGAGCUUACAUUGAUCUUCUAAUUCAAGAGUUGUUAUGCAUGGUGCCUUUAUUUUCUUGUAUUUCAUUUUCUCAUGUUUUUAGGGAGGCUAAUAGUGCUGCUCAUUGGCUAGCAAAGCGUGCGCUAGUUUCUCAAGAUGAGAUUUGGUUAGGUUGUACUCCCCCUUGUAUCCGCUCGUUUAUUGCUUCGAAUGUAUUGCCGAGGUCAAGUUAA
This is a messenger RNA of Lotus japonicus, 921 nucleotides long. RefSeq lists its product as uncharacterized. The record is from RefSeq and is a predicted model, not a curated record. Gene Ontology annotation, molecular function: RNA-DNA hybrid ribonuclease activity; nucleic acid binding. The coding region runs from base 1 to 921 and encodes 306 amino acids. NCBI's taxonomy places the organism in Eukaryota, Viridiplantae, Streptophyta, Magnoliopsida, Fabales, Fabaceae. The transcript has a single exon.